GGUGUUGAGUCCACCGAAAUUGCCCCAUCUACGAAAGACAGAGAGGUUACUUCAACCACUCCAAGCGUCGAGGAAAUCAAGAAGUGGAAGCGAGCCGAUGUUAUAAAUUUUUUACAAGAGAAGAAAGAAGAGCUAGACAUCGAUGAUAAGCACAUUGAAGUCAUCAAGGACCAAGAGGUCGCCGGUUCAGACUUUUUGCUCUUGUCCGAAGAGAAACUUAGAAGCAUCGGAAUGUCACUUGGACCAGCUACAAGAAUUGCAGAAUUGGCUAAAGAAAUCUCUGACGAAAAUCAAGUAACACUAAAGCGUAAAUAUGAGGAAUCACCAGAAGUCUUAACCGAGAUU
Messenger RNA from Funneliformis caledonium, 345 nucleotides. NCBI's taxonomy places the organism in Eukaryota, Fungi, Glomeromycota, Glomeromycetes, Glomerales, Glomeraceae. The record is from the annotation of a GenBank genome assembly.